GCUUGGACAAAGGUCUCACGUGUGCUGUGUUGUAAUUUGUGAAGUUCUGUAAGGUGUGAGAAGGUGCAGGAGAUUUUGGAAGGUCUAGAUUGUUGAAACAAAGGUUGAAGUGCUUUCCUGACUGUCGUCGAGGCUGCUAUCAGGCAUGAAAAGAGCUGCAAGAGUAGAUGAUAUGUAUGAAGGCUUCUUGAAGGCCGAUUCAAGAAAUCUGCCGGCUGUAGAUAAUGACAUGAUUGAAAGCUUCUUCAGAAGGGACACCAACUUCAUCAGUCCAGAAUUUCGUCUUGUGAAGGUCAAGAGGUCCGGAAGAGAACAAUAUGGAGAUGAUGCCAUCGGUUACGUCCAACUGAAGAGGACCUCCAACCAGUGUGAGGUGUGGGCACGUGUGACCCCAGAGCACAAGGUGACCAGCAAAGGGUAUCGAGUCACUGUGCUGGUCGACGAAGAAGAGGAGGAGGUGAAAUAUGUGCAGUGUAUCGACUGUGUGGCAAGCCAGGGAGGCUGCAAACAUGGCGUUGCCCUCCUGAUGUGGCUCCACAGGCGGAGCUCAGAGCCGUCUGUGACGGACGUCCAGGCCUACUGGAAGAAGCCGCGUCUCUCGAUGGUGGGAGGCGCGGUAAAGGCUGUACCAGCUGGAGACCUGCGGCCACAUCAGAGGGACACCUCCAGCGGCAGUGCCACACCUGGUGGCAACAUGCUCGGGGACGCGGGUGAGGAUUUUUUCAAGGAACUGGUCGAAGAGGUGCGGAGAGGUGAGACGGGUGCAAGUGGCCUACUAUUUGACUAUUUUGUACCGUCACAGGCUCCGUGGGAAGGGUGCUCUAUGGACCGUCUCUUGGAUGCCUACCUAGGUACCUGUCACGGAGACGUGUCCGCCAAAGAUUUUAUCUUGUUUGCCAAGAACCGCAUGACAUCGGCCACGUGCCAAGCUGUAAGCAAUGAAACUCGUGCGCAACAUCAGUCCAGCAUGUGGCAUGCCAUGAGAUUCGGGCGCAUUACCGCUUCAAAGCUGCACGAGGCGGCGCGCUGCCAGACCAAGAGCGGAUCCCUCGUGAUGUCCGUCAUCGGUGCGGCUAAGCUGAAGGACAGCGCUGCUAUGCAGCGAGGGCGCGAGCUGGAGCCACAGGUGCUCAAAGCCGUAUCAAAGAAGGUGGGGAAGGUCGAGAGUGCGGGCCUCGUACUCCGACCUGACCUGCCUAUCUUUGGCGCGUCGCCGGACGGCCUGACGAGCGACGGCAGGGCGGUGGUAGAGGUCAAGUGCCCGUCAAGCGAAAAGACUCUGAGGCGAUACAUUACCGAGGAGCAGACGAUGGUCAGCAAGCAUCGCGCUCAGGUGCAGCUUUUGAUGCUGAUGACCGGGCGCGACUUGGCCUUCUUCUGUGUGGCAGACCCUGGUUUCCCACAGAAGAAGGCAGUGUACAUAUGUAAAGAAAGAUAUGAUGAGGCGUACUGUCGCGACCUCAUUCAGACCGCCAGCAAGUUCUGGUGUGAGAAUGUCUUCCCUGAGUUGGUCAAGGGACGUGGUCAGCAGUAGAUUGAGCUGAUGUCAUUGAGACGAGCACCUUGAGACGGUGCUGAUGUCGACAGGGUGCGGUCGUGAUCAGUAACGCUGUUUGUCGCUGUUAUGCUUGAAUUGUGUGGACAAUAAAUAUCCGUCCGUUGCUGC
Amphibalanus amphitrite is the source of this 1666-nucleotide messenger RNA. RefSeq lists its product as uncharacterized. The coding region runs from base 146 to 1534 and encodes 462 amino acids. The transcript is spliced from 2 exons. The record is from RefSeq and is a predicted model, not a curated record. Lineage: Eukaryota; Metazoa; Arthropoda; Thecostraca; Balanomorpha; Balanidae.